AGUCUUUUAUAAAGUAGUUGUAAUAAAGAUAGAGGUCCAUCGUCUUCCUCGUCACAAAACUCACUUUGCACAGAGACAAGACAGAGAGAGAGAGAGAUAAAGAAAGAAAGAAAAGCCAAAUUUUAAGGCAGAAGAGCGAUGUCGAGUUCUGCCGAGUAUCGGGAAUUUUCUGGUCGGAAGUUACAGAAGAAGCCGAGCUUCUCACAGACAUGUAGCCGUUUGAGUCGUUAUCUCAAGGAGAAGGGUAGCUUCGGAGAUCUGAGCUUGGGGAUGACAUGCAACCCUGACGUCACUGGAGUUUUUGCUGUGUCUCGACAGCCAACGAUGAUGAAUCUAUUCCCUUGUGAAGAAGCUUCCCCUACUCAAGACGUUAAACCAACGCAUAAGGUUCCUCGGCAGUCAAGCUUUUCUUCUUCCUCUUCCUCUGGAGCCAAGGGAGAAGUCGAGAAGAUCAUAGAGAUCAAAUCUGUGAAGGUGGAGUCUCAAUUGACCAUAUUCUACGGUGGACAAGUUAUGGUCUUUGAUGAUUUUACUGCUGAGAAAGCCAAACAAGUCAUUGACUUGGCUAACAAAGGAAGUGAUUGUACUCAAAACAUAGCCAAGAACCAAAAGGAGAUUGCUUCUUCUACCCCAAAUCCAGUUCAUAGCCCUGCAAAAACUGCAGCAGCAUCAGAGCUAGUUCAGACUAACACGUUCUCUUUAGCUUGCGAACUGCCAAUUGCUAGAAGAGCUUCGCUUCAUCGAUUCCUGGAGAAGAGAAAGGAUAGGAUUACAUCAAAGGCACCUUACCAGCUAGACGGUUCAACCGAAGCAUCUUCCAAGCCUAACACAUUUUGGCUAGGUUCUCAGUAAUCUUUUGAGACUGUCUAGUUCCAGAAGCCUCUUGAGAACUCAUCUGGAAAGAUUCUAUUGAUGCUUCCAUCGUUUACAGAUAUCAAGCUCCUCACUUGUUCAUUAUUUAUAUAAAAUUGAUUUUCGCGCCUAGUCGUUUUGUUUGUUCAAUGCACCAUCAGUAAUAUAUGUUGUAUCAAUGUGGUCUUAAGGUUUUUUUUUCCUUUUUUUUUGUUCAAGCCAUUUUGUCAUAAAACCUAUCUGCAGAUCUCAACUUUUGUAAGAAACAUCAGUUCUAUUUUUUUUUGUUGACGGCCUUAA
Molecule: messenger RNA, 1152 nt
Organism: Brassica oleracea var. oleracea
Lineage: Eukaryota; Viridiplantae; Streptophyta; Magnoliopsida; Brassicales; Brassicaceae
Product: protein TIFY 10B-like
Exons: 5
Coding region: 139-852 (237 amino acids)
Biological process (GO): regulation of jasmonic acid mediated signaling pathway; regulation of defense response; response to wounding
Cellular component (GO): nucleus
Source: RefSeq, a predicted model, not a curated record